GUCUCGCGGAGCCGAGUCUCGCGAGAAGCGGUGUUGGCGCGCUUGGCGGCGGCCGCUGUCUAGGUGAGGAAAAGAUGUUAGAGCAAGAAGAAAAUGGCUUGUUUGAAAUACCAGAUUAUGAACAUGUAGAGGAUGAAACUUUUCCUCCCUUCCCACCUCCGGCCUCGCCAGAGAGAGAUCCUGCAGACGCUGAACCUGAGGAAGGAUCAGGGAGUGGAGUACCUGUUCCGCCAAAGAGAACAGUUAAAAGGAAUCUACCUAAGCUAGAUGCUACGAGAUUGACUUCAGAGAGAGGGCUUCCAGCCUUAAGGCAUGUGUUUGAUAAGACGAAAUUCAAGGGGAAGGGUCAUGAGGCUGAAGACUUGAAAACGCUAAUCAGACACAUGGAGCACUGGGCACAUAGGCUAUUCCCCAAGCUGCAAUUUGAAGAUUUUAUUGACAGAGUCGAAAACCUAGGAAAUAAAAAGGAGGUUCAGACCUGUUUAAAACGAAUUCGACUUGAUCUGCCUAUUGUACAUGAAGAUUUUGUUAACAAUAAUGAUGAAGUUGGAGAAGCUAAUGGCCCAGAUGUAUCUGCUACUGGAUUUGAUCCCUUCUUGACAAGUUCUUCUGACAGCAGGAAGUUUGCUUCUGAACCAACUAGAAGCCUAACAGAAGAGCAGCAACAGAGAAUUGAGAGAAAUAAACAGCUGGCCUUGGAAAGAAGGCAGGCAAAGCUACUGAGUAAUAGCCAGUCCCUAGAAAAUGAUGUGACAGUUGAAGAGAACAGUACUGGUGAGGAUCAAGAAGAGUCAAAUGGAUUAAACAUAGACACUGCUGAUGGUCCACAUGAUGUUCCUUUCGCCAGUACACAUGAAGAGGAACAGUGCAAAGCAGAGGAGACACAACUGGACCAUACUAACUUAGACUAAUCUAGAAAUGCUAUAAGUAGCCAACUCUACAACAGAAUCCUGCAAGCUUGGGGUUACUUGUAGUGUUUUCUACCUUGUAUAAAUCCUUAAGUCUUAAGACUUAUGUGGAUUCCUGCUUAAAAUACAGUGACUAUUUAAAUUGUUUCCUACUUAUUUUAGUAAGUCUGUUUAUUAUUUUUGGUGUCCUGUAUAAGUCUGCCUUUAUAAGCUAUUUUGUAGUUUGCAUUGAAUUGUUUCUCGCUAAAUUGGGUAAUGAUUUAAAAUGUAAAUAUGCACUCACUAUUAGGUCAGUUUUUAUAAAGAAAUAAAUUAUUUUGUAAGCAACUCUCAGGAUUUGAGUUUCUCACCAUGAUUUAGUUAUACAAUUUAAACUUUUUGCUGAAGCAGUUAAGAAUUUUGACUUUUUAAAAUCUCACUCAUUACAGCAUCCUGGCUGGUCUGAAAUUAGAGGUCAAUGUCCUGCUUUUUCUGCCUUCAAAUGCUCUGUGUGACAGCUGUGUACAUCAUCUGGUCUUUUCUUUCAUAUCAUUAUUGGAACAGUCUGUCUCACUGCAAUCUCAGCUGGUUUGAAGGCUGCUUUGUGUUGGGGUUAAAGGUCUGUGCCACAACACUCAUCUUGCUACAGAGUCACUUUAAUGUUUAAAAGAUCACAUAAAAGGUUGAUACUGGGACUGGCAAGAUGGCUCAGUGGAUAAGAGCACUGAUGGCUCUUCCAAAGGUCCUGAGUUCCACAGGGUGGCUCACAACCACCCGUAAUGAGAUCUGACGCUUUUUCUGGUGCGCCUGAAGACAGCUACAGUGUACUUAUUUACAAUAAUAAAUCAAUCUUUGGGUUGAAGUGAGCGGAAUUGACCGGAGCUAGCCAAAGUCCUAAAUUCAAAUCCCAACAACCAUAUGAAGGCUCACAGCCAUCUGUACAGCUACAGUGUACUCAUAUACAUAAAAUAAAUCU
This is a messenger RNA of Mus musculus (house mouse), 1863 nucleotides long. It is a transcript of the gene Tipin, whose product is annotated as timeless interacting protein. Lineage: Eukaryota; Metazoa; Chordata; Mammalia; Rodentia; Muridae. The coding region runs from base 75 to 911 and encodes 278 amino acids. The record is from RefSeq and is marked validated. Gene Ontology annotation, biological process: cell cycle phase transition; DNA replication checkpoint signaling; mitotic intra-S DNA damage checkpoint signaling. Gene Ontology annotation, cellular component: chromatin; replication fork protection complex; cytoplasm. The transcript is spliced from 8 exons.